This is a messenger RNA of Physeter macrocephalus (sperm whale), 1761 nucleotides long. RefSeq names its product leucine rich repeat containing 71 (gene LRRC71). Lineage: Eukaryota; Metazoa; Chordata; Mammalia; Artiodactyla; Physeteridae. Bases 1 to 1761 code for a protein of 586 amino acids. The transcript is spliced from 15 exons. The record is from RefSeq and is a predicted model, not a curated record. Gene Ontology annotation, molecular function: protein binding.
AUGGAGGGGCCGCUGCCCGCCCAGAGGCCCGAAAUCCCCGCGCGGAGGAGCGUGGGAACGCGGCGCAGUGCGCCGAUCUCUGGCGGGCGGGGGCGCAGGGAUGGGUGGGACGUCCUCUGGUCUCUGCUGCCCUCUGUUGGCCGCCUUGGGCUACAGGCGGUGGGUGCGGCGCGGCGCUGCGCUUCCCCUCCCGCUCUCGUCCCCGCCCCCACAGAGGAGUACCAGGGCACCGGCGUCCUCGAGGUGGACUUCGCUGAGCUCUGCACGCGGUGGGGCUACACGGACUUCCCUAAAGUGGUCACCCGGCCCCGCCCGCACCCGACCUUCGUCCCCUCCGCCUCUACGUCGGAAAAGCCCACCGUAGACGAACAGCGGCUGUCCGGGUCCUGCAGCCUCAACAGCCUGGAGAGCAAAUACAUGUUCUUCCGGCCCACCAUCCAGGUGGAGCUGGAGCCCGAGGACAAGUUCGUGAAGGAAAUCUACAUCCGCGGUUGGAAGGUUGAGGAGCGGAUCCUGGGUAUCUUCUCUAAGUGUCUGACCUCCCUCAGCCAGCUUCAGGCCAUCAACUUGUGGAAGGUGGGGCUGACUGAUAAGACCCUGACCACCUUUAUCGCCCUCCUGCCUCUCUGCUCAUCCACGCUCAGGAAGGUGUCUCUGGAGGGGAACCCGCUGCCGGAGCAGUCCUAUCACAAGCUCAUGGCAGUGGACAGCACGAUCGCGCACUUGUCUCUGCGGAACAACAACAUCGACGACCACGGGGCGCAGCUCCUGGGCCAGGCUCUGUCCACGCUGCACAGCCGCAACCGGACCCUGGUCUCCCUCAACCUGGGCUUCAACCACAUCGGUGACGAGGGCGCGGGCUACAUAGCGGACGGCCUCCGGCUCAACCGCUCCCUGCUCUGGCUGUCCCUGGCCCACAACCGCAUCCAGGACAAGGGCGCCCUGAAGCUGGCCGAGGUCCUGCGCCCCUUCGAGCUGACGCACACCGAGGUGGUGGAGCGCCGGCGCCUCCUGCUGGAGAAAGGUUCGCAGGAGCGCUCGCGAUCGCCUUCCACCUCUCGACAUGGGGACUCCAAAACAGAGCGUGAGAAGAAUCAGCUGAUGGGGGUCAGCAGUUUUGCAAUGGUGGAGAAAGACAAGACGCAGACAAUGAAGACCCCUAAGGGUCUGGGCAAGAAAAAGGAGAAGUCCGGGGAAGUGGUGAAGAAAGAGGAGAAGUCAGGGUCUGGGCAGUCACCCACCCAAGGAACCCCUAAGAAAGAAGACUCCACAAAGGCAGGCAAGGGGAAGGUAACCAUCCCUGAGCAGAAACUAAGCAAGGGAAAAGGGACCAAGACUGGGAGCAAAGAGAAGCGCAGCAUCCUCCUGGAGUCGGAGCACCUGGGACAAAGCCAGCCCUCAAAGCAUCUGGUUGGGGAAGCUACCGAGAUGGUCAACCCUCUCCUGGAGCCCGUGGAGCACCGAGAUGGGAAAGUUUUCAUGCCCGGGAACAAGGUCCUUUUGCAUCUCAACCUUCUCCGAAACCGCAUCACAGAGGUGGGGCUAGAGGCCUUCCUCACCGCAGUGCAGUACCAGGCGCAGUUCUCCAAGUCCAGGAGCGCGUCCAAGGGCCCCGUGGGGCUGCUGUGGCUGUCCCUGGCGAAAAACUGCUUCUCCCCACAAUGUCCUGCGUACACCACGAUCCAAGAGCUGAUGCUGCCAAGGGACCCUGUCAGUAAAGCCAAGCACAAAGAGGAGGCGGCUGUGGCUUCCUCCACCUAG